Molecule: messenger RNA, 2676 nt
Organism: Ictalurus punctatus (channel catfish)
Lineage: Eukaryota; Metazoa; Chordata; Actinopteri; Siluriformes; Ictaluridae
Gene: tomt
Product: transmembrane O-methyltransferase
Exons: 3
Coding region: 1532-2311 (259 amino acids)
Biological process (GO): catecholamine catabolic process; dopamine metabolic process; developmental process
Molecular function (GO): catechol O-methyltransferase activity
Source: RefSeq, a predicted model, not a curated record
AAUGAAUGAAUCCAGUUACAUGUUCUCUUAUUUAAGGCAGGAAAUUCUUUUAAGUUCCAAUAAAAAGCUUUAUUUACACCCUAAUCAAUACAAAAUACAUUUUUUUAAAUGACUCACUGAGCAGAUAAAUAAAAAAUAUUAUUUUAAAGUUAAAGUCCCUGUGAAGUGCCUUAAACAUGCAGUGUCAUUCAAUGUGUUGAUCAUUUCCACUGAAACAGGAAGUCAGGGAAGGACACAUCGAAUGGCUCCUCCCCUUUUAAAAAUAAUCCACAAAGCAUUUAUCUUCCCUUCCAGUUAGUGGAUGCAAGCCUGAGCAAUAAAGUGAAUGAUUUUUCAAGCCAUUUUCUUCUCAUCCAACUCUCAUUUGGAAAACUGAAUAAACCUUGUGCGUUCGAACAGCCAAAGACGCACGCUUGCUGAUAUGAUUUCUCUCACUCAACAAUGCAAUGUGAUUUAUAAUGUUUGGGGUGGGAGAGCAUUUGCUUGGACAGAAAAUCUGAUGAGAAGCUGAAGUGCAGAAUGAUGUCAUCAGAAUUGUUGAUCCGUAUUAGUGGUAGAGACUGUAAAUUUUAAAUGCAUAAUAUCAUCUAAAUAUGAAUUUUUUCAUCAUUUUGGAGCGCAGUAGCUUAUAGAUUACCUUACGACUGACAUAUUCAUAUUGAGUUUUUUAUCAGUCAAAUAAAAAUGUAGAAUCUUGGCAGAUGACAUAAAUCAGUAUGAUGUUGGAGUUUUGCUGUUCAAUCAGAUUAUAAUUCAUUCAUAUUUAUGUACAAAAUAUUAAUUUACAUUUCUGUAAAACCUCUGUCUUUAUUUGAAAUAACUGUUUAUUUAGGACACUACCUUACGUCCUCUCUGAUAUAGAAACACUACAUAGUAUGACCUACUCAUAAGUAGAUCUAAACAAUUACAGGAAUGUAUAGUCUGAGGAAUCAUGGUUUAUUAGCAUGCUAGCAUUAUUUACACAUGAAAUUUCAGCAUCCUGUUAAAAUAGAGAAAAAUAUCUCAAUCACAUGAUUUAGAAUGAUUUCACUUAAGUGCGUUUAGAGAAAGAAACUGCCGAAGCCUAGAGGCUUUACACUGGUGUGUGUGUGUGUGGGUGGGUGGAGUUGUGUGCUGCAGUUUCACUAAAUAAUAAAUAACAUUUCAUGAUGUCAUUAUCGUCAUGGAGGAUGAGAACAUGGGGGGAGGGUUGGUAACACACUCAAACUGGUAGAAUGCUAAUAUGCUAACAAGCAGUGCUGCGUCAUAUUGGGGCAGGUUUCCCAGGACAGGAUCGAGGCUGGAGAGGAUAUGAGCAUAGGUUUUGUCCUGGGCCAUGGUGUUCUAGCAUGCUAACAGUGCUUUACAUUAAAUUGUUUGAGCAAGCUAAGCUAAUGCUACUGGACUUGCACAAAAUAGGACAACCAUUUUUUGCACAUGCUAUCUACUCAUGCUAUCUACUCAUGCUAUCUACUCAUGCUACUUGUUGUAACACGUGAAGAAGAAUGCUGAACAUCUUUUGGUAUUAAACUGCAGCAGUGCAUUGUAGGAAAUGGUGUCUGCAGCCAUUGCUCUGGCCUUCGUGCCGUUGCUGCUCACGCUGAUCAUCCGGUACCGGUUCUUCUUCGUGCUGUUCUACCGGGCCGUGCUUCUACGCUGGGUUCAGGACUUUAUGACAGGCAUCAGUAGGGAGGAGAGAGUGUAUGAGUAUGUCCUGACACACGCCACACCAGGAGAUCCUGACAGCAUCCUCAACACCUUCGAUCUCUGGUGCAGCAACAUCGAGUUCAUCAGCCAUAUAGGACCUAAAAAAGGUUUGAUUCUGGACCGUCUGCUGAAGGAGCUUUGUCCUCUGACGGUGUUGGAACUGGGGACUCACUGCGGCUACACCACAGUGAGAAUCGCACGCUCUCUGCCUCUUGGUGCUCGGCUCUACUCAGUGGAGAUGGAUGAGAGGAACGCGUGUGUGGCCGAGAAAAUCAUCCGACUGGCCGGGUUCGAUGAUGACACGGUGGAGCUGAUUGUGCGACCCUCUGAUGAGGUGAUUCCCCGUUUGCGUGAGGAUUUCGGUGUUGAUCAUCUGGACUUUGUGUUCAUGGACCACUGGAAGCGGUGUUACCUGCCGGACCUGCAGGCUCUGGAGGACAGCGGGCUGCUGGGUGAUGGCUCCAUGGUGUUGGCUGACAACGUGUUGUUUCCCGGUGCUCCCAGCUUCCUGCGCCACGUGCGUCACUCUGGCCUCUAUGAAUAUCGCGUGCACCGCGCCGCGCUCGAGUACAUCCGGGGAAUCCGUGACGGCAUGGCCGAACUCGUGUACCGCGGCAUCAAGUAAAGGAUGAGCAUCAAGCCUUAUUUAUUUUAAAAUAUAGACACUGAGCACUAGCUCUUAUAAACUACUGCUACAGGGAACAAAAUGUUCAUGGGAACACCCAGAAAAAUGAAAAAUAAAGAUUAAACUGCACAAAAUGUAACAUGCAAUUUAAAAAGCAUUGUUGUUUUGUGUACAAAAUGUUCAGAUUGUCAGUAAAAUUCACUUUUGAAGGAAAUAGCUCUCCAUCAUACAGUAAGAUCCAACAGCAGACUUGUCCUUGUCACAAAAAUACUGAUUUAAAGUAAGCUGAAUUUUAUGAAGCAAAGUUAUGUAAUGAAUGUAAAAUCUCUUUUUAAUUUAUUAUUUAACUUUCAUCUCAUAUUAAU